Papilio machaon (common yellow swallowtail) is the source of this 1517-nucleotide messenger RNA. It is a transcript of the gene nab, whose product is annotated as NGFI-A-binding protein homolog. Bases 87 to 1460 code for a protein of 457 amino acids. Gene Ontology annotation, biological process: negative regulation of DNA-templated transcription. The transcript is spliced from 7 exons. Gene Ontology annotation, cellular component: nucleus. Gene Ontology annotation, molecular function: transcription coregulator activity; transcription factor binding. Lineage: Eukaryota; Metazoa; Arthropoda; Insecta; Lepidoptera; Papilionidae. The record is from RefSeq and is a predicted model, not a curated record.
AAUCUGUGACAGUUUUCAAUCUAGGUUAUAAUGUCAAGCAAAGUUGACACUUGAAAAUUUUGUGAAGUUUUCAAAUUGGCGGGUUGAUGUGUGCGAGCGAGAGGGGCGACAUGGAGAGCCCGGGCGAGGAAACGGGACGCAGCGCGCCCCCCGCGCCGCACGCCCCCGCCGCGUCGCAGCCCAACGGCUCCAAUAAGAUUAUCGGACGAAACGUGAAUGGGACCAUGGUGGUGACGUCAGCGCCGGCCAACGAAGCCGAGCUCCAACUCUACAGGGUGAUGCAGCGAGCCAGCCUGCUGGCGUACUACGACACGCUGCUAGAGAUGGGAGGCGACGACGUUCAACAAUUAUGUGACGCUGGUGAAGAGGAGUUUUUAGAAAUAAUGGCGCUAGUGGGCAUGGCAUCUAAGCCGCUCCAUGUGCGGCGAUUACAGAAGGCCCUUCAAGAGUGGGUCAACAACCCCUCACUCUUUCAGAUCCCCAUUGUUCCCAACAUUUGUACAGAGAACCCUUUCAUACAAUGCAACCAAAGACUUUUAAACAUACCCCCUACAAUACCCAACGUCCUCCCUAGAACUGUAGCGUCUCCGGAGAGUAGUAGACCUAUGUACAGUCCAUCCCCUGGCGCACCUGAUAACAGUUGUGGGUCUACUACGUCAGCCCCCAACGUCAGUCCUGUACACAGUCAAGCUACAUUCACUAAGAUAAUCCUCCCAUCAUCUCCAGCCGCCGCCCCUAUUACCACAACCGCCCGGUCUUUCUCCCCUCAGAGCGCCUGUCCCCCAGCAUCAUCAGGUUCCAGUCCAAGCUCAGUCACAUCACCAGUCCAGUUAACUCCCGUCCUCUUAGACAUUCAUGUGCAGAAGUUAGCAGCCGCGGCGGAGAAGUUGAGUAAACAUUUACCACAGCUGGAGCCAAAGCCACAGAACACGAAGAAGAAGAUGUGCAAAGACCUGGAAUUGGUGAUGAUGAUGCCGGAGACGGAUCCUCGCAGGAUGGAGGAGAUCAGGAAGUACGCGGCAAUAUAUGGCAGGUUCGAUUGCAAACGGAAGCCGGAAAAGCCGUUGACGUUGCACGAGGUGAUGGUGAACGAGGCGGCGGCGCAGCUGUGCCGGUGCGUGCCCGCGUUGCUCACGCGUAGAGACGAGCUGUUCCCACUGGCCAGACAGUUGGUGAGGCGAGCUGGUCUGCACUACUCCAAACAUGGUCUCCCGCCGACGUCGACAGCAGAAGAAAGAGAUAGAGAUGAGGAGGAGACACCAAGUAAACGACCGCGGCAGGUUGCGCCAGUCACACAUGAUGGAGAUGAUAAUGGAGUGCGAGCCAGUCCUGACGCGGCCAGAGGAACUUCGAAUCAUAGCUGGUGGGGCAUGAAGACGGAGAGUGACGAUGCAGACUCCAGGUGUUCGUACUCCAGCGCCAGCACUCCGCCCCCGGUAACACUAUCUCUCGUCUGUUGACCAACCAUGUGUUAGACCAUUGUGGUCUAACACACAGAGCAUUGAAGUCUAAACGUA